Protopolystoma xenopodis is the source of this 660-nucleotide messenger RNA. The record is from the annotation of a GenBank genome assembly. NCBI's taxonomy places the organism in Eukaryota, Metazoa, Platyhelminthes, Monogenea, Polystomatidea, Polystomatidae.
UCAUCAUCAUCAUCAUCACCUUCAUCUUCAUCAUUAUCAUCUUCUUCUUUUUCUUCUUCUUCUUCUUCAACUCGUGACUUUCUCGUUUCAUCUGAUACUUCACCGCUUCUCUCACUCUCUUCGGCUGCUUCUCUUUCGACCUCUUCUAACCUCUCUCCCUCUUUCAAUUUGCCAGCGCCUUUGCACUCUUCUCCAACACUCUACUCGGCCAGCGAUAGACAAACGACAGACAUUUCAACUAGCAGUGCUUUUGCCAAUGUUGGUAGUGCCACAACCAGGGCAACACCAAUUGCAGCCACGCCAACAACCGUUUCACUGGCUUCAGAUGGCGAAACCCACAUUUCUGAGCUCUUUCUCACUUCCGAGCCGUCAAUUGAGCCAGGCCAUGGCGAACAGAAAACAACUGACAGUCUUCAGGAGCCCACGACAAAAUGGCCGCAAGAAGGCUCGCCAGGCAUCAGAGUCAAGGGCCAUAGUAACAAAGAAGUACCAAACAAGCAGCUUCACAAGACGGUGAUUUGUCAACCCUGCUCGCCGAUGUGUCAACCGGGCGCCGCAGCCUGUACCGGUCCCGGCGACGACCAGUGUCUGAGAGGCUGUCGAUUCGCCCGAGUAAGAGAUUCCAGAAAGUUGGCUGUAUUAAGCCGCAUAACCCGAUAA